GUCGCCAAAAUGAGAGCCCUCGUGUUGAAUACCAAUGAUAAGUCUAUGUCUAUUCAGAAUAUACCUGAUCCAAAGCCGGGACCGAAACAGAUUCUUGUUCGUGUACGUGCUGUGGCACUGAACCACGUCGACUAUAUGAAUGCAGUCAAUCCUAUUGCUGCCCAAGAAGAGCGUGUGGUAGGAUCUGAUUUUGCAGGGGAGGUAGCUCAGGUCGGAAAAGAUCUGGCUAAUCUGGGUGACCCGCGAACCAAGAUUGGAGCGCGCGUAUCAGGAUUCUUGCAGGGAGCGAACUCAGUUAAUGACCGCACCGGUGCUUUUGCAGAGCUCCUUACAGUUGAGUAUGACCUUACCUGGAACAUACCUGACAGCAUCUCCUUCGAAAAUGCCGCUGGCGUAAGCUUAUGCGGUGUCACUGCUGCUCAGGGUGUUUUUCAGCGUUUGCAACUACCAAGCCCAUUCUGGGAGGGAGACGGUUUUCGUCCGUUCCAGCUUCACGAAGAAGAACAGGUAAAUGUGUUCAUCUAUGGUGCAACAUCAUCUGUCGGCUUGUAUGCGGCGCAGCUUGUUAGACUCUCCGAGAAGAUAUCUGGCAAGAAGAUUCGACUUAUUGGUGCAGCAAGGCCAUCGCAACAUGCACGUCUGUACGAUGCACCUUACUCGUAUGACCUCUUGGUUGAUUAUCGGGAUUCUCAUUGGCCGGAAAUGGUUCGCAAGGCAGCUGGAAACGAGGGUGUACAAUAUGCCAUAGACGCUAUCUCCCAGGGCUCAACAGUAGAGCAAACUGACAGCGUCAUCAGGCCCGGUGGCAAGUUUGCCAUUUUUCGGGCUCCCACCGCCGGCGGCUUUGACAUCACCAAGCUCAAGACGAAGCCUAUCUUUGGGGCAGUUUGGGAAGCUCUUGGCGUAGAAGUCGGAUAUCAUGGUGUAAACAUUCCUGCUAACGCGGAGGCACGAGCCUUCGCUGCUGCGUUUUACCAAUAUCUUGGCUCAGGAGUUGAGACCCAGCAAAUCCAAUUGCAUCCGAAUCCUGUUCGUGUAAUGCCGGGUGGCCUUGAACAAAUCCCUAAGGAUGGAUUUGCUCUUCUCAGUGGGAGUUUCAAACCACAAAGACAAGGCCUAGAUGAAAGAGUUAGUGAUCUUAGGCCUAUCACAGGAGAAAAGAUUGUCUACGUGGUUGCUUGAAUGGACA
Fusarium redolens is the source of this 1189-nucleotide messenger RNA. RefSeq names its product chaperonin 10-like protein. Gene Ontology annotation, molecular function: oxidoreductase activity, acting on NAD(P)H. NCBI's taxonomy places the organism in Eukaryota, Fungi, Ascomycota, Sordariomycetes, Hypocreales, Nectriaceae. The record is from RefSeq and is a predicted model, not a curated record. The coding region runs from base 10 to 1182 and encodes 390 amino acids. The transcript is spliced from 3 exons.